ACUAUUAUCGACAAUCUUCGGCCCAUUAGCCCAAAAAUAAGGUAGCAGUUUCUCAUACCGGUGGCACCACCGCACCACAGUGAGAGAGGGGAAGAGGAAAAGAGCUCCACCAACUGCUGCAGCGGCGCCGCCAUCAAUGGAUUUCUCAGCUCUGAAUGAAGCACUCGCGUUCAAGUCCUACGACAAGGUCGCAGACAUAUGCGAUACUCUCAUGCUCCAGGCUGCAUCUGAGGGCGUCUCUUUUCAGGAAGAUUGGCCCUACGCCAUUCAUCUAAUCGGUCACAUCUAUAUCAAUGACAUUAAUAGCGCAAGGUUUUUGUGGAAGAAGAUACCGUUACCAGUGAAAGAGAGCCAGCCAGAGGUAUCGGCUGCGUGGAAAAUUGGGCAGAGGCUGUGGAUCAAGGAUUACCCUAGUGUUCAUGAAGCCAUUCGUGAGUUUAUUUGGAGUCCACAGUGUCAGGGAAUUAUGGCAGCUUUCUCCGAGCUGUACACCAAAAGGAUGUUUGAACUGCUGCAAUCUGCUUAUUCAACAAUAAGUAUUCAAGAUACUGCGCUGUUCCUUGGAAUGAACGAGGAGGAUGCAACAAAUUACAUAGUGCAACACGGCUGGAUUGUGGAUCCUGCGUCCCGCAUGCUCACCGUGAAGAAGCAGGCCGUUGCGACUGAACAGAAACUGGACCAAAGCAAAUUACAACGGCUUACUGAAUAUGUUUUUCACCUUGAGCACUGAUACACCAAGUCAGAUGCAUCACUGCAUCAGAUGGCACUUGAUUUGCUGUGCAGGGCUUGAGCUGCUCAUAUGUGUCUUCCUUUAAUUGGCAUGGAUGUUUUAGAACCUCUUCCAUGGACCAAAGUCGAUCUUCUGUCAUUAGUUAUCGGAUAAAAAUAUUCACUUGUAUGUGAUAUCAGAAUAUAUAUAGUAGAUAUCAAAGCCGGAUUUCAGACUGGUCUCAA
Messenger RNA from Salvia miltiorrhiza (redroot sage), 954 nucleotides. RefSeq names its product COP9 signalosome complex subunit 8. The transcript is spliced from 5 exons. The coding region runs from base 137 to 730 and encodes 197 amino acids. Gene Ontology annotation, cellular component: COP9 signalosome. The record is from RefSeq and is a predicted model, not a curated record. Gene Ontology annotation, biological process: COP9 signalosome assembly; protein deneddylation. NCBI's taxonomy places the organism in Eukaryota, Viridiplantae, Streptophyta, Magnoliopsida, Lamiales, Lamiaceae.